AUGCCCCGCCACGGGGUGUCUCCUGGCCAAGGCCAUCCCACGUCCGACCGGGGGCAGGGACAAGAUAGGUCCUCGAACGACUCCAUGCCGGGAUGCCUCUGGGUGGCCCUGGGCCUGGCGCUGACGCUGGCCCUGCCCAACUCCCUAGUUCUUUGGGUCCCGGCCGGGGCCCACCCUCUGCCCACCCAAGGCCAUCCCGCCAGGCUCAAUCGCAUAGCGCCUGAGCUUCGGAACACUUUUGGCUGGUGGAACCUUACCUGCCCGGUCUGCAAAGGCCUGUUCACUGUCAUCGACAUCGGACUGAAGCAGGAGCCCAAUGUGGCCCGAGUAGGCUCCGUGGCCAUCAAGCUGUGCAAUCUGCUGAAGAUAGCGCCACCUGCAGUGUGCCAGUCAGCUGUUCAGCUCUUUGAGGGCGACAUGGUGGAGGUGUGGACACGCUCAGUGCUGAGCCCAUCUGAGGCCUGUGGCCUGCUUCUGGGCCCCACCUGCGGGCACUGGGAUGUCUUCUCGUCUUGGAACAUCUCUUUGCCAGCGGUACCCAAGCCACUCCCUCGGCCUCCCAACCCCCCAGCCCCAGGUGCCCCUGUCAGCCGUGUCCUCUUCCUCACUGACCUGCAUUGGGAUCAUGACUACCUGGAGGGUGCAGACCCCAACUGUGCAGACCCACUGUGUUGCCGCCAGGGCUCUGGGUUGCCGCCUGCCUCCCGGCCUGGUGCUGGAUACUGGGGCGAGUACAGCAAGUGUGACCUGCCCUUGCGGACUCUGGAGAGCCUAUUGGGUGGGCUUGGCCCAGCUGGCCCUUUUGACAUGGUGUACUGGACAGGAGAUAUCCCCGCCCAUGACGUCUGGCAACAGUCUCGCCAGGACCAGCUUCGGGCCCUGACCACCAUCACGGCUCUCGUGAGGAAGUUCUUGGGGCCAGUUCCUGUAUACCCUGCUGUGGGCAACCAUGAGAGCACACCCGUCAACAGCUUCCCUCCCCCCUUCAUAGAGGGCAACCACUCCUCCAGCUGGCUCUAUGAGGCCAUGGCCAAGGCGUGGAAGCCCUGGUUGCCCGCAGAAGCCCUUCACACUCUCAGAAUCGGGGGGUUCUAUGCCCUGUCCCCAUACCCUGGCCUCCGCCUCAUCUCUCUCAAUAUGAAUUUUUGUUCCCGGGAGAACUUCUGGCUCUUGAUCAACUCCACAGAUCCUGCUGGACAGCUCCAGUGGCUGGUGGGGGAGCUCCAGGCAGCAGAGGACCGAGGAGACAAAGUGCAUAUAAUUGGCCACAUUCCCCCAGGACACUGUCUGAAGAGCUGGAGCUGGAAUUAUUACCGAAUUGUAGCCAGGUAUGAGAACACCCUGGCUGGUCAGUUCUUUGGUCACACCCAUGUGGAUGAAUUUGAACUUUUCUAUGAUGAGGAGACCCUGAGCCGGCCACUUGCUGUGGCCUUCCUGGCGCCCAGUGCCACCACCUACAUUGGCCUUAAUCCUGGUUACCGAGUCUACCAAAUAGACGGUGAUUAUCCCGGGAGCUCUCACGUGGUCCUGGACCACGAGACCUUCAUUCUGAACCUGACGCAAGCGAACGCACCUGGAGCCACGCCGCACUGGCAGCGCCUCUAUAGAGCUCGAGAAACCUACGGGCUGCCCAACGCACUGCCUGCCGCCUGGCACGACCUGGUAUACCGCAUGCGGGGCGACACGCAACUAUUCCAGACUUUCUGGUUCCUCUACCAUAAAGGCCACCCGCCCUUGGAGCCCUGCGGCCCGCCCUGCCGCCUCACUACUCUGUGUGCCCAGCUGUCUGCCCGCGCUGACAGCCCUGCUCUGUGCCGCCACCUGGUGCCAGAGGAGAGCCUCCCAGACAUCCACAGCCAGUGGAUACGGCCGCUGUUGUGCUAGCGCUCCUAGGGCCCAGCGUAGGUAAAGGUCAUGUUUCUGAGAGGAAGCGAACGCCCAGGACGCUGAGGGCGGCUGUGGUGCAACUUAGCAAAAACACCCGGUGGAACAGCCCAUCUGGGGCCUAAGUACGCCAGGGAGACAUGACCUACUGCUUUCCUGGAUCUGGUUUAACAGGAU
Molecule: messenger RNA, 2061 nt
Organism: Orycteropus afer afer
Lineage: Eukaryota; Metazoa; Chordata; Mammalia; Tubulidentata; Orycteropodidae
Gene: SMPD1
Product: sphingomyelin phosphodiesterase 1
Biological process (GO): ceramide biosynthetic process; sphingomyelin catabolic process
Cellular component (GO): lysosome
Molecular function (GO): acid sphingomyelin phosphodiesterase activity
Source: RefSeq, a predicted model, not a curated record